Messenger RNA from Nothoprocta perdicaria, 1254 nucleotides. RefSeq names its product carboxyl-terminal PDZ ligand of neuronal nitric oxide synthase protein-like. The annotation marks the transcript as partial. Gene Ontology annotation, molecular function: nitric-oxide synthase binding. The transcript has 10 exons. Lineage: Eukaryota; Metazoa; Chordata; Aves; Tinamiformes; Tinamidae. The record is from RefSeq and is a predicted model, not a curated record.
AUGCCGGUGAAGAACCGCUACAACCUGGUGGACGAUGGCUGCGACUCCCGCGUGCCGCUGCACAACGAGGAAGCCUUCCAGCACGGCAUCCACUUCCAGGCCAAGUACAUCGGUAGCUUGGAUGUUCCAAGGCCCAACAGCCGUGUGGAGAUUGUGGCAGCCAUGAGGAGGAUCCGGUAUGAGUUCAAAGCCAAGAACAUUAAGAAGAAGAAGGUGAGCAUCAUCGUGUCCGUGGAUGGCGUGAAGGUGAUUCUGCGCAAGAAGCAGAAGAGAAAGGAAUGGACCUGGGACGAGAGUAAAAUGGUGGUGAUGCACGAUCCUGUGUACAGAAUCUUCUAUGUGUCUCAUGAUUCCCAAGAUCUGAAAAUUUUCAGCUACAUUGCGAGGGAUGGUGCUAACAACUCCUUCAGGUGCAACGUCUUCAAAUCUAAAAAGAAGAGCCAGGCCAUGCGGGUGGUGCGCACGGUGGGCCAGGCCUUUGAGGUUUGCCACAAGCUGAGCCUGCAGCACGCGCUGCAGAACGCCGACGGGCAGGCGGACGGCGCCAGCGACAAGUCUGUGGAGGAGCAGCCGCUAGAAGUCCACCAGAUGAAGGGCUCCAAGAGCACGGACGUGGAUGAGGUUGGCAUCGACCCUGAUGGGAUCUGUGUGCCAGAGAGGGGGCCUGGAGAGCUGCCUGCUGCCAGGGCCGAGCUCAGCAUGCUGAAACCCGGACAGGUCUCCAAGGACAAGAGCUGCCAGGAGCCUGAGAACUGCUCCCUGUACCCGGCCGGCUCCCAGCAGCUGCUCAGCCCGAGCAGCCCCUGCUCGUCGGCCUCCAUCACCCCGCUGGCCUCUCAGCACUGCCUGCAGCUCCUGCAGCAGCAGCUCCUGCAGCAGCAGCAGCAGACGCAGGUGGCCGUGGCUCAGGUGCAGCUGCUGAAGGACCAGCUGGCGGCGGAGACGGCGGCRCGCAUCGAGGCGCAGGCGCGCGUGCGGCAGCUGCUGCUCACCAACCGCGACCUGCUGCAGCACGUCUCGCUGCUCGUGAGGCAGCUCAAGGAGCUGGAGGUGAAGGCGCAGCGGCGGCAGCCAGUCGACCGCUCCCUGCAGAACCUGUCCCUGGCGCAGUCGCUGUCGCUGAACCUGAAGAACCACUACAGCCUGGACAUCAACCUGCCGUCCACCUCCACCCCCGCCAGCGUCCUGGGCAGCCCCGUGGGCCCCGGCCCCCUCUCGGCCCCGGCCUUGGGGGACUCCUACCUCAACCUCGUG